Molecule: messenger RNA, 1552 nt
Organism: Hyla sarda
Lineage: Eukaryota; Metazoa; Chordata; Amphibia; Anura; Hylidae
Product: kinesin-like protein KIFC3
Biological process (GO): microtubule-based movement
Molecular function (GO): microtubule binding; ATP binding; microtubule motor activity
Source: RefSeq, a predicted model, not a curated record
GAUGAUGAUGGUUGCAGUAGGAGGGGAGGAGAUGAUGGUGGUUGCAGUAGGAGGGGCUCCUCCGGUGUCUUCUUCUCCGUCCUUUCGCUCUCCUCAGCACCGUCCUCCUCCUUUUUCUUCCAUCGUUCUCUCGGUCUCAGAUUCUUCCUCUCAUGGUGGUCUUACCUCCCUGCCGCAGCAACUGAUAUAUUCUCCUUUAUCCAUCAUGUUUGCUUUUUACUCCCUCCUGAUUUACAUCAUCUACACCUUCUUCAGGAAGCCCCCAACUGCAGGACGAGAGGAGAACACCCCACGAACGGACCCCCCAAAGGAUGGAGAGACGAACAAAGGAUCUGCCAAAUCCACGCACCGUGCGCUGUGGGCGGAGCUGGACGAGCUGCAUAGUAGUGAUGACAGCAGUGGGGUCUCCGGGUCAGAAGAUGAGGCUGCAGGAACUGGAGACCAGAUCUUAGGAGAUAUCAGCUCCCCACUAUCCGAGUUCUUGGCUUUUAAGCAGGAAUCGGCAUCUGAUCAACCAUCAGCUACGAGUUUGGACAAGCUGUCCUCCCCGCUCCUCACCGUCAUGUCUCAUCUCAUCACCUUCCUGGAGCACUACUCCCAGAUGCAGCUUCUUCAGGGGAAGGCCCGGGAGUACCGCGCUCAGCUGCAGCGGGAAGAGCGCAGGCGUAAGAAGCAGCUGAGAACUUUGCGAGAGGCGUACAAGCAACGCAUGAAGGACAAGAUGAGUCUCAUUGAGAGCCUGGAGAGCGUCAUCUGUGAACAGCAGAUUGUCCUGGAGAGACUGCAGAGGGGAGUCCUCUGUGUCUCACACCCUAUGUCCACACUGCCCCAUGUGGGCAUCCACAAGCUGGUGGAGUCGAUCAGCGUGUUGCAGUUGGAGAGAGCAAAGUUACAGGAAGAGGUCGGAGAACUGAGGCAAGACAUCGAGCAGAAGGAGAAGGAACAGCAGCAAGUGUCUGAAACACUGCAGCAACAGAUUGAAGAAUUAAAGGGAAAGAUCCAAGAGCGGGAGGAGGAGUUGUCCCAGCUUAGGGCAGAAAUGGGCGUCACUGACUCAGAGAAACAAAUCCAGAACUUGUCUGUGGAGAACGAGAAUCUGAAGCAAAGUCUGAACAUGACCCAAGGACUCCUGGAGAAGCUUGCUGCUGUAAACAGCCAGCCCUCCUCCCAGCUCAUCAAGGAGAACGAUGACCUGCGCAGUAAGGUCCACCACCUGGAGACGUCUCUGCAGGACAAGGUGGAGCAGCUCGUGUUCACCAAAGGUCACAUGGACAAUCUGCAAUGGCGGCAAGAAGAAGAAACCCGCCAGCUGGAGGAGAAGGUCCAACGACUGAGGCUGUGCCUAGAGCAAGAGAAAAAGAGACCUCCGGAUGUACAGUACAUCACACAGACGGUGGAGGUGGAGUCCCCGACACUCCUGCACAGCUUAGAGAAGGCGGAGGAAAGAAGCCGAAUUCUACAGGAACAAGUGUCCGACCAUAGUGAGAAUUGUCAGCGACUGGAGGAGCAGCUCAAGAGAUCUGAGGACCUGACCUCCUCCCUGCAGACCAAG